This is a messenger RNA of Xenia sp. Carnegie-2017, 1905 nucleotides long. RefSeq lists its product as uncharacterized. The record is from RefSeq and is a predicted model, not a curated record. NCBI's taxonomy places the organism in Eukaryota, Metazoa, Cnidaria, Anthozoa, Malacalcyonacea, Xeniidae.
UCUUCGCAGCUCUUCACCAGUGAUAUUAUCAUUAUUUGAUGAGUAUAAAAGUCAAGCCACACUUCAUCUUUUACGUUCGAUGAAAAGUCGUCUCACGUAAAUCUUUUAUCAAUUGUCAGGGAAUUUUUUAAAAACGGCUGAAAGACAAAAAAAGGAGCUGCUGUUCUGCUAGAGACAUGAUUGAAAAUCGUAUGAAGUCCAUUUUUGCUACUUUGAUUGCAGUUGUUUUUCUCUUCAUCUCCUGUUUAUGGUGGUUAGCAAAUUUCGAUAGAUUUUCUUACGGACCACUUUUUUCAAAUGAAAAAAGUAGCAAUAUUCAUCAAAAUCAAAGAUUCAUUUACUUGAUACAGACUGAGAGUUGCUUGCACGAGCACUUGAUGAGUACAGCAAUAUUUGGACAAAAGUCAGAGAACGAUGUUCUUGUCCUAUCUUUUGAGAGCAUUUGUACAAAAAAAAAUUUAAGACAAACUUAUAACAUCCAGUACAUUUUUAAGCCAGAUACAACCUGGAGCGAAGGUAGAAACAUUUUGUAUGAACGGGCGAUAAAUUCUUCAAAGGACUAUACCUAUUAUGUUUUCAUGGAUGGUGACCUAACAUUUCAUUUUACAAGUUCAAAAUUUGAGAGAGUAUUUUCAAAGAAUCAAAGCUCACCCUUGCAAACUUUUGAAAGACUUCUCUUGGAAUACGAGCCUGCAAUUGGCAUACCUUGGUUUUGCUCCAAAUGGUCUCAAAACCAGUAUCCAUUAUGCUGGAGACCACAUAGGUAUCCUUUUCGAGAGGUGUUGCCCGUUAGCAUUCAUUUUGAUGCUGCUUGUAAUGCAUUUCACAAUGCAAUAAAGUAUUUGCUUCCUUACCGAUUAAUGUACGAACAUCGGAGUUGGCAUGACAGUCAGAAAUUUCUUAUCAUGGCCGCUGAUUUAAUAUUCCGUGGCCAAAUUGUACAUAUCCUUCCAGUUACUACGACCAACGCAAAGCAUAGAAAAUAUCCCAAAACAAUUGGGAUAAUUGGGCACAUUUGUAUGGGAUAUUGCUGAAUGAAAUACCUCCACAAUACAGGAAAGUCAACAACUGGCUUCCAAACGAAAAAUUGGUGAAAUUCACACCAGUCAUACGUAACGAAACUGUAUAUACGCCAUAUAUGAGAGUAAAGAUUCCAAAUCAUCGAAUUUAUAUCGAACCCUACAGAUAUUUGAAAAAUUUUGAAGUUGAUAAGUUUUAUAAUUGACGAAUCUCAUACUUUUUGCUAUACAAAGAAGCAAGAUGAUCGCUGGAAAAUACGAUACCUUUAAAGGACCAAGAUCAAAAGCUGAACUGCAUGAUUUAUGUAUAGAACACAAGCAAAAAUUGUUUAAAAUUAUUUCCAGAAUUAAUUUCUGAGGACAUUUAUUUUCAUAUAGGUGGACCUAUGAUGUCUGAUUUGCAUUGUUAGCUCUCAAGUUCACCCAAAUGAUCUUCUCAGUUUUUUCAUAAGCCAAGAAUAAUCAAUUUUUAUUUUUAGAGUAAGCAACGAAGUCAAAACCACGAAAACUGAUGUUAAGUUGAGGUUAUUGAUUUAGUGAAUAGUUAAGACAACUCGCAAAUAUUUAUUUAAGUUUGCAUUACUCUAUCACAAAUGCAAUCCAAGUUUAUUUAGGCAGAAACUCUUCAUUGUUUACAGGUUUGUUGAAAAUGCUUACGCCAUCAACGAAACAAUUUCAAAUUCCGCUUGUUUUGGGGUUAAUUCAAAGCGCUUGUUACAAAAUAAAUCUAAACAAUGAGAGGAGCUUGAGUAAACAAGAGUAAAGAAAACUGUGCUUUGAAGUUUUAAGAAUUACACUAUUAAUGAAUAAUUGUUAACCAAAUUGCAACGUGCGCUCAGAUGAUCUUUGCAGCCAUUUUCUUGGUUGAAUAAAUAGUCAAACUUUA